ACACCGAGCCAUAACAGCGGCAAAAAAAGCUGCUGUAGCCGAGCCCAAACCUGCAGGUUAGCUAGGUUAGACAGGGCAGCAGCGACUCCAACUCCCGCCCCACAGGGUUCGUCCUCUCCAGGCUAAUGCAGCUAAGAACCUAAGUCCAAUUAACAUGAACGGAGGAGGAGAAACCCCGCCGUCGCCGUGCGCGGAGCCGACGGGCUGGACGACUUAACGGAGAGUGAGGAAUGUGGCCGGUCGACUUCAGCUGACUGGAGUACAAACAUGAAGCAGCACAUCAACGCCUGUGUGGAGAAGUGUGUGUCGAGCCGAGGAGAGCGGUCUGAACCGUGUCUGUAAGCCGUUUUCUUCUCACUGCUUCUCGCGUUCGGCGCCUUGAGCAGCAGCAACAACAAAACCCCAGCACAGCAGCCCGGACUGUAUUUUUCCCCCUUGGACCGUUUCUGGAUUCUCGCUUAGCAUGGAGCUGCACACGGACGUGUUACUAGUCACCGCAAACGUCGGCUCCUUAUUUGACAAUCUCGGCGAAAUCGAGAGCGACUGGCUCCGGGAGUUCUUCACGACUGUGCACACAUACAAGCCCCGCUUCGUUGCCCUGCACUUCCAAGAGGUGGGGGGGAAAGACUACACGGUCAACAUGGCCCACGCUGAGAGCUUCUUUGGGGCCAUCGAGUCCAGCUCUGAGAUGAAGGACUUUGACCGUGUGUGUGUGUAUGUGGACAGUCAUUUCAAGGCAGAGGACAACUUUACGGCCCUGGGCAGCAUGUACUUCAUCCACAAGUCCCUGAAGAACAUACAGCAAUAUGACUUCAAUACGAGGGAGUUUAAAUCCGUCUCAGGACACAAGAAGUACGUGGGCUCCCUGGAUGGAGUCACUACACUGGAGAAGGAAAAAUUCCCCAAGAAUUUUUGGACUGAUAUCAAGUGGUCAAGAAAAGGCUACAUGAGGACACGGUGGAUCAUUCACAAUCAGGGCCUGGACCUGGUGAAUGUGCACCUCUUCCACGAUGCAUCUAACCUCAUUGCCUGCAACUCAAGUCCCUCAGUGUACUCCACAAACCGGCAGAAAGCACUCAGAUACGUCAUCAACAGGAUAUCAGACUGUAUCUACAGCCCUAUGCCUUUCUUCCUGUUUGGAGAUUUUAACUUCCGCCUCGACACACAAAGUCUAGUGCAGAACCUCUCCACUUCUGCUGAAGUUCAGACGGUGAAGAAAGACAGCAGUAACGAGGUGGAGAAGAUCAUCUAUGAGGAAAAAGACAACGACCACAAGCAGGUCCUUCUCCAUAUUGAGACUAAGCUGUUUGCAUACCUGCACCAGGCAGUCUUCAGAGAGAACAAUGGAAAAGAGCUCCUGAAGUAUGACAAGGAGAUAGAAGCGUUCCACGAUGUCAUCAGAGAAGAGGAGAUUCUGUUCCCACCCAGUUACCCCUACAGUGAAGACAACACUAAACCCACUCAGUACAUGAACACACGAUGCCCAUCCUGGUGUGAUCGCAUCCUCAUGUCCCACAGUGCACGGGACAUCAUGCUCAGGGGAGAAGAUGAGAAUAACAUUGUUUAUAACACACUGGGCCCGAAUGUCUGUAUGGGAGACCACAAGCCUGUUUUCCUGUUCUUUGCACUGAAUCACAAUGUCCACUGACCCACAAUAUGGACCCAUAAAAGGGUUUGCUGGUGGGCGUCAGUGAAGAAAAAGCGGAAUUUAGAGACUGCAUAGUCCCUAAAUACAUAGGAUUGCAGUUCAUAUAAUACAGUAUCUCAUAGCCUGCACAGACCCCCAGCUCCACCCCCCUCCACACACACACAGAUCAAGGGAAAGUCUUUUUAUAUAUAAGGUUAAAAAGAGAAAAAACAAACCCUUUGUGCACAGAUUGUACAGUUUUACAGUUCUCAAGACACUCCAGUUUAUUUUACUGCCAGUUAUUUGACCAAAACCUGCAGCAUGUAAAUGCAUGCAAGGCUGGCUUGCACGCUCUCUCGGUUUUAGUACUACUGUUUUUCCUUUUUUCCUGCAUGCUGAAAACAGAAGACAGUUCCAGUCAUGUACAGUAUGCUGCUCAAUCGCACAAGCUCUGCCCAUCUUGCCACCACAGCACUCAGUAGAGGUGUGCACGCGCAGCAUGGCCGAAUAUUUACGUAUCACCGUUUUGUGUUUUUUCAGCUUUGACAUCAUAUAUGUGAACGCUUGCAGGUUAGGGCUGGAUGAUGUGGUUAAGAUUUUUCAGCCUUUUGGCGAUAAAUAGUAUAAAUCAGUAUUCUUGUGCACUCUCUGAAAUGGCUUUUUCAGUUAGACAGACCAGAUUUUAGUUCUUAUUCUUUAAAUCUGUGUUUUGCAUCACACACUGCAUGUUUGCUGGGGGCUGUUUAGUCCAGAUAUCUAUCAUUUUUUCACCAAAAGGCUGAAUAAAAAGCGAGAUAUACAAUACUGUGUAAAAGUCAGAGACUACACUUUGUUUUAUUUAAUUUGCAGUCAAAACUGUCAUUAAGUACAAGUUCAUAAUAUUUAUUUUACAGAAAAUGACACAAAGCCUCCAACACUAAGUAUAAUAUCAAAUCUAUCAGUAUUUAAUUUGUCCGCUCUUUUUUCUGCACCUACUGCCACUUUAACUCCUUCAUCUUUCCGAUAUUAAAACCAACCAGUUGUAACCUCCCAACAAAGGCUUUUUCCAUAGAAUCAGACAUUAUGUUGCCCUUCAAACCUUCACACAAGCAACUACACAAACACUCUUAAGCUCAAUGCUAUGACAGCUCAAUACUAUGAGUCUGAAAGGAUGUGUAGCUGCCAAGAAGCCCUUACAGAGAAAAGGAAAUAGACAAAAAGGAAGAACAUUUGCACUAAAACACCAAAACUGGACAGCUAAAAUAUUGAAUAGUUUUUGUGCACUGAUGAGUCUAAAUUUGUACUUGGGAUUAUUUGAAUCGUGAGAAGUGGAAAAUGGAACCACCUUCUAAGACUGAACUUUGGAGGUGUGAAAAAAUAUUCCUGCAGAUUUGUUUGAAAAACCGAAACACAAGCUGUAAUACCGAACUGAAGCUGUAAUAAAGACAAUAAUAACAAUAACAAUAAAGGGUGAACACACUAAAUACUGAAAAAACGUUAUAUGUUGUUGUUGAGGCUUUCUGUUAAAUAUAUAUUUUCUGCUUUUUUUCUUGACACUGAAUAAUAAAUAGCUUGUACUUUAUGGCAUUUUUGACAGGAAUUUAAAUGAGCCCCCACCCAACAAAACUAAAAAACACAUUUUAACCAUUCCACCCUUUUUGAAUUAUCAUUUAUUUUAUAUGCUAUUUUAUUGUGUACAACGUUUUACAUUAAAAAGCAAAAAUAUGCUUUAAUUACAUAUUAGUAACCCCUGUUUUUAAAAUGCAGAGCAUCAAACUAUGCCAUACCGUGCUUAUAUGAUGUAAACAAAUUGUCAUAUAUACUGUUUUUCGUUGCAAGCACUGAAAUGAAUGAAAGGUAGUCUCUGACUUGUGCACAGUACUUUAUUAUAAACGUCUGAUAUUGCUCCCGGCCCUUUCGCAGGUCUGUGUGUAUCCACUCUCAGGCCAGCACUAGUGCACGCCGGGCUGUCUGUGUGGUUCUCAGUGUCUCAGAGGCGCUGUAUCUCAGAUAUUAUCAGAUCAAUAGAAUAUGUACGCAAGGACCACCAGGGACGAAUUCGAAAGCCAUCCGCACUGUGUGAAAUAUGGAAAUCCCGCCCAGAGCGGCGCAGGCCGACAGGCCCUCUGACUUUUAAUUAGAGCUUGAGCAGACUACUGAAUACUAAUAUACAGCUAUUCACUUAGGGGCUGUGAAAGACAACAGAUAAGUCAUGCUUCUUAACGUGAUAUAUGAAUAUACUAGGGCUGCACCUUAUGGCCAAAAUACUAGCAUUGUGAUUAUUUUAUAUGCCUUGCGAUGCAAUAAUUUGCUUUGAUUUAUCAAAACACUCACAAAAUGCUCAUCUGGAACUGCGAUUGGACAGUACACUCAGAAGGUGCUAAACUGUUGCUGGGGUGGUAUCCCUCAUGUCGCUGGGGUGGUACCCUCACAGGAACCUUCAAGGAACAUUGACUCCAUACAUCCUGUCUUAACUCCAAGCUUUUUAUUGUAUUUGUCUGCUUUAAAGCAUUACGUUAUAAAAUUGAUUGUAGAAAGUGAGUGUAGUUUACCUUUAAUCAAUUUCACUGAUUUCACAGUUUCAUUGAGAUGUAAGCAAAGUCAUUCAGAGUGGUUUGGGGUGAAAUUAUUCAUUGUAGAGAAACUUUGGAUUUGGAUUUCUUUACAGUGGUGGUAACAGGAACCAGGGAUUACAAUGUCUACAAAAAGAAUAUAAUCAUUUUAUUCACUAUCUAAAACAACCAGUGAGACAAUAUAUGUCUUCUGAGUUUUUAUAUGUGAUGUUGAUGAUGGUAAAAAAUACAUUUUCUUACGGGACUAUUUUCCCUUAAAACACCCUGUAUGUACCCUUUUUCACCAUGAGUGGGGUUUUAAAAAAAUGUGUUUUAGGCCAAACAUUUCUCUCAGAACUAUUGGAAACCAAUGUCUCCAGCAGCAGGCAAUGCAUUCAUGACCAUUUUGUGUAAUGACUUCCCGUGAGGUAGCUUUUACAGGCGUUAAACGCUCUGGCCGUCUGGUUCCCAUCACCACCACUCUGAGCAACUCCACAGGUUUCAUCAGCAUUUCACACCAAACCACUAUGAAUGACUGUGUGUACAUCUAAAUCAUUUAAUUAUGCAGAAAUUUUAAAAAAUUGCAGAAAUACCCAUUUACAACCAUUGUUCUACCUUUGAGGGUAUAUUUACAUUGUUUGUACCUUGAUGAACAAAAAAUGACUUGUACAGUGCCCUGUUUUCUGAUUGGGUUGAAAGACAUUGUAAUUGAUCCUAAGACUCAUUCGUAGUCUUCUGCAGCAGCGAAUAUUGCAGAAACGAUUGUCAAACUACAUUUUGUGCAGCUCUAGGAUAUACAUUUUGAAGUUAAGAUACUUUUUUUUUGCAUUUUUGGUUGGGGACAUAUAUAUAGAUAGCUGUAUACUGUUGCUUCGUGGACUGCAUGCAGUUUGAAUCUCGUCAUUGUCUGGGUGAUCUUUCAUAGGAUGUACUCAGCAAGGAGCGAGUUCUUUCACGGUGGAGCAUAUCGUCACUGUAAUAAGAAAAGUACUUCCGAAAUAGUAACUUUAAAAGAAAAGGAGAAAAGCUUCCUUAGCUCUGAACGCAAGUUAAAAAGGAAUUCUACCAGUUUUUCUAAAUGAAAAAAAAAAAGGUUUGGAUGGACAGUGACGAUAUUUUUCCAUUUUGAUUGUCAAACUAACAUCUGAUUAUUGUUCAGUAUUGUUUAUUUCUUGAUAGUCAGCAGUGACUUUAAAAGCAUAUGUAGUUGCUUAUAUAACUGCCACUCUGACUUAAAUACUCAGCCACCCUUUCCUUUUGCCUUUUAUAUUUACUUCCUAUUACUGUCUGGUGGCCAGGCAUUUUAUUUGACGGUGUCCAAUGUUCCCUUUCGGCAAUGAACUGUAUGCUGGCUCUUCUGUGGUGAUAGAAUUGACUGUGAAUAGCUUUCCAUGUAUUCCUUUCUAUGUUACUUUGCAGUUACUCGUUGUUAUAUCUGAUUUGUUUCACUUGUAUAUACUGGGGCAGAGAGGUUUUCAGGAAUUGUAAUUAAGACGAGUUUGAAUACAUACAUUUAUAGAUGAGAGUUUUGCAGCUUACAAGUACUCAGUCGCAUCAUGGAUCAAACUCACAACAGUUCAACCAUUUAAAGGCUUGAUCACUGGCCAGUGAAUAUUUCUUUAUUUCAAAAGUAAUUAGAUCCACUGAUCAUCAAUAUUCAUUAACUAUCGUUUAAGUGGGCACAAAACGAUUACACAGAUUUGACAAGGGAGUCAUUAGUUCAACUCGACUACAAUUUAUUGAUUUUAUCCGUGUAAUCUGAACGACCCCCCUGCCCAACACCUCCACCAAGCCAGGAAUUCUCGAAUCAGUAGCAGAUCAAUAAUUUAAGUGCGAAGGUUAAAUUACACGGGCUGUUUGUCAAUAAUGGACUUGUUGGAGUUGAUUCAUGGUAUGGUGGACAUAAUAUAUUGCUCUCAAGGGCAUCGUUCUGAACCCAAAGUCCAAUACGAGGCUUCGUGCUUGUUUGGCAUUGGCAUUUGAAACACUACGGUUUUACAAAGUGUAAUUUAUAUUUUUGUACAUAAGCAGCGAUCGUAUGGCACUGUUCUUAGCUUCGAAUCUCCUCAGGCUUAUGUAGCUACCCACAUUUGCACUUCUUGAGGAUCUGUUUUCUUUUGCUCUGUCUGUGAGUUGACUUUGACCACUUAAAGUGUAUGUUGUUCAGCAGCAUUUUCAGAAAGUUUGGACCAAGUGUAGCACUGUUUGAAUUUUAGAACAAGCACUAUUCAUAUGACAAGUACUUUUAACAAUGCUUUUAGUCGUAGGCUUGGUUUCUUUAAAAUAGUUUGCAAAAGUUAGAGUGAAGAAUUGGAACGAGACCCCCUCAAGGUGAAACAGGUCCCAAUUUUUUUUUUCAUUAUAUUUAUUUCAAUUUUUUUUUUUUGGUAUUUCUUUUAAAAGACAUCUGGGUGAUGAUAAUAUCUUAGAAGUGGCUUUUUAAAGUAAGAUGACUAAAGCUAGUAAAUGAAAAUGCCAUGUUGAAAUGGCUUUGGCCCGAACCCAAUAAAAAACCUGAACUAACACCCAUCAAACCAGUUUUCCUUUUAUUUUAUGUUUUAUUAUGUCCUUGGAAAGAGAUCUGGUCAAUGAUAUUUUACGCAUGGCCUUUUAAAUUAAGAUGGCAAGAACUAACAAAGGAAAAUGGCACAUUGAUAUGGCCUUGGCCCAAACCCAAUGAAGAACUGAACUAACUCCCAUCAAACUGGUCCAACAUUUUUCCUUUUAUUUUAUUUUAUUAUUUCCUCUAAAAGAAAUAUGGGAAAUGAUCAUGUUUUACGCAUGGCUUUUUAAAUCAAGACAGCUAAAGCUAGUAAAUAAAAAUAACAUAUGAAAUGGCUUUGGCCCAAACCCAGUGAAGAACUCAACUAACCCCCCAUUAAACUGAGAAAAUCUUACAUGUGGCUUUUUAAAGUGAGAUGGCUAAACCUAGCAAAUGGUCCUCCCAUGUCUUUGGCCCAAAACCUAUGAAGAACUGAACUAAUCCCCCUCAAGGUGAAACUAACCCACAGUUUUUUCCCCUUUCAUUUUAUUUUGUAUUAUUUUAUUUGCUCAGACUGACAGAUCUGGGCAACGUGUGCAGAUCAAUGGCAUUUAAAAGGCUGUGAAAGAGAAGGACCACUUAAAUCCUGAGUUGUCGUAGCCCAGGUCUUCACCAUUAACGCAUUUGAGAAGAUUAAUGAUGCUGUGAUAGGGCAGGUUUAGAUUUCUGUUGAGUGCUGGGUGAAGGGGAGAGAUGUCAAUAGAGGAACGGGGUUGUUCUGCGGUACCAGAGGCACCCAAAGAGUUCACCUUAACAAUCAUAUCCAUAUCCUACAGCACUCAGAGCUCAAAUACAAUACCUAAUGUACUGAUAUCACAGCGUAUUGUUACAGUCCUAAUCUGAAACGAGCUUCUUAUCCUUACUCAGCUCUGCAGGUGUACAGGGGUUACUGUGCCAAAUGUGUCUUGUUCUUUUUUACGCUUCCUCUUUUUUAGCUUCAUGUUUAGCACCUUUGACAUGACUUGGCAGGUAUGAAGCUUCUAGCCUAAUGCACAGUUAGCAAUGACUAGACUGCAAUGCUAAGUGGCCGAAAGCUUCACCGCAUUGUCUGUUUGUACCUCCGAAUAACAAGUUAACCUUGAAAUUAAUCUAAGAUCCCUGUCGUUCUAUAUGAUCAUAACAGAAAUGAAUGUUUCUUUUUCAAAAGUGUAUGUUAAUAUAAACUGUGUUUUAAUUCCUUAUAAAGUGUAUAUAUUCAUUGA
Colossoma macropomum (tambaqui) is the source of this 7902-nucleotide messenger RNA. RefSeq names its product inositol polyphosphate-5-phosphatase L (gene inpp5l). Gene Ontology annotation, molecular function: inositol-polyphosphate 5-phosphatase activity. The transcript has 16 exons. Gene Ontology annotation, biological process: phosphatidylinositol dephosphorylation. Bases 464 to 1648 code for a protein of 394 amino acids. NCBI's taxonomy places the organism in Eukaryota, Metazoa, Chordata, Actinopteri, Characiformes, Serrasalmidae. The record is from RefSeq and is a predicted model, not a curated record.